Molecule: messenger RNA, 776 nt
Organism: Sinocyclocheilus rhinocerous
Lineage: Eukaryota; Metazoa; Chordata; Actinopteri; Cypriniformes; Cyprinidae
Gene: scoca
Product: short coiled-coil protein a
Exons: 4
Coding region: 187-429 (80 amino acids)
Cellular component (GO): trans-Golgi network
Source: RefSeq, a predicted model, not a curated record
UAGUGAGUGUAUGUGAAAGAGACCGAAGCGAUGAGGUAACUGAUGGUCUGUAUCAUUACCUUGACAUCAGCUUUGGAGGCUUGAUAAUUUUUGAACAUCUUUAAUAACCCGGAGAGAUUAAGUCUUAUAUCAGCUGACGGAGAACUGACAGUCCUGCGCUUCAGACUGGAAGACCAGUACAGCACCAUGAAUUGUGAGAUUGAUGGAGAUAUGGAGAAUCAAGUUGAGCAAGAGGAAAAGACAAGACUCAUAAACCAAGUGUUGGAGCUUCAGCACACACUUGAAGAUCUCUCUGCGCGUGUGGACGCGGUGAAAGAGGAGAACCUUAAGCUCAAAUCGGAGAACCAGGUUCUCGGGCAGUACAUCGAGAACCUAAUGUCCGCCUCCAGCGUGUUUCAGACCACUGACGCCAAAAGCAAACGGAAAUAACGAGUGGAUCACGUCUACAUACUCCAUCAUCUCCUCUUUCCAGCAUUCAGACUCCUACAUAUAAGCCGCUGUUUUGUAUUUAUUUUGUUGUACAAUUUACUGAUGCAUCUCUCAGCAUGGUUUGGGUAAUACCAUGGACUGAGCUGCUGCCUCUCCGUGUCAGCUAACUGUGUUACAAGAUAUAAAAGGAUGCAUGAUGCAGUUUGUGAUCGGAUAAGUACAGAGCUGGUGUAAUACCACUCCUGUAUAAUUCAUUUAGCAGGUACGUAACCAAUCUCAAGACCGUCUCAUUGGCUUCACAACCUUUUUAAAUACUAGACAGCCAAAGUCUGGUUUUGAAGAGUUCU